CAGAGACAGAGACAGAGACAGAGAGAGGGAAGAGGAGAUGAAGUUUAGCCAUGAAGUUUUCCAACUGUUGCUCUUCCUUACUAUUUUGGUUUGGAGCUGUUCUGAGACUCUCUAUUGCCAUGCCCAGCGCUUAGAUCCACUUGAAGUGGAGACACUGAAGCAGAUAGGAUUAAAGCUUGGGAAGCAGUGGAACUUCAAUGUGGAUCCAUGCAGUGGUGCCUCCGGUUGGGUGGAUCCCACCACUGACAAAGAUUUUGUCAGAGCAGCCAAUGUCACAUGUGGCAAUUGCAAUGCCACUUAUUGCCACGUCAUUAGUAUCAUCCUCAAGAGGCAGAACCUUACUGGUCCACUCCCUGUCGAGUUUGCUAAUCUCAAGUCUCUCCAAUUCUUAGAUCUCACACAGAACUAUCUUGGUGGAACCAUCCCUGUACAAUGGACAUCACUCCCUCUCAGCACCCUGUCACUUCUUGGUAAUAACAUCUCUGGGAGGAUUCCGGAGGAGAUUGGUAACAUCACCACCCUCAAUAUCCUGGUGUUAGAGGAUAAUUUGUUUCAAGGCCCAAUCCCUUCGUCUCUUGGAAAACUGAUACACUUAGAACAGCUUCUUCUUUCUGCAAAUAACUUAAGUGGCGAGUUGCCAGAGUCUUUGGGGAAGCUUAAAAAUUUGACCUAUUUCCGAAUUGAUGGCAACCCUAUCUCUGGAAAAAUUCCCAGCUUGAUUGCCAAUUGGACAAAGAUCCAGUACUUAGAAAUGCAAGGCACCUCCUUGGAAGGGCCUUUUCCACCCAGCUUUUCCACAUUGGAAAAUUUAUCUGAACUGAGGGUAACUGACUGGAAGGGAGGUGAUGGCAAGUUUCCGCCUUUAGAGAACAUGAAAGGAAUGACAAGAUUGGUUCUGCGGAACUUAUCAAUAUCUGGUGAACUGCCUGAGUAUAUUGGGGCUAUGGCAAAUCUCAAAUUCUUAGAUUUAAGCUUCAAUUUCUUGACUGGGCAAAUUCCAAACAAUUAUAGCAGCCUACAAAGUCACAUUGAUUUUAUAUACCUUACCAAUAACAAUCUCAGUGGAGCAAUACCAGAUUGGAUCGUGACCACCAGAAAGCAAUAUGUUGAUAUAUCUUACAACAGUUUUAAUGGCUCCAAUGCACCACCUGACUGUCUUCGGGGGAGUAAUUUAAAUGUGGUUUCGAGUUAUUCAUCCUCAAAUAAUAAGCUGCUUGCAUCAUGUUUGAGGAGGAACAACCCUUGUCCAGGCAAAGCAAUAAAUUACAACUUGUUCAUUAAUUGUGGUGGCCCCUCUCUGACCAUCGGUGAUGAUGAGUACCAAGGUGACACAGACACAGAAGGUCCCUCAUAUUACAAUUCCUACAAUGACAAAUGGGCUUAUAGUUCUACUGGGAGCUUUGUCCACAAUGACAAUGAACCAUUCCUUGCAAACAAUGUGUCAGUUUUGACCAUGGUUGAUGCAGAAUUAUACACAACUGCUCGUCUCAGUCCCCUCUCUCUUAAGUACUAUGGCCUCUGCCUUCAGAAUGGAAAUUAUACAGUUAAUCUACACUUUGCUGAGAUUAUGUUCACUGAUGCUGGGACUUACUUUAGCGUGGGAAGGCGCUUCUUUGAUGUAUCUAUCCAGGGAAAGAAAGUUUUGAGGGACUUUAAUAUUGCAGAAGAAGCUAAUGGGACUGGGCGAGCAAUUAUCAAGAGCUUCACUGCUAAUGUAAGUGACCAUACUCUGGAGAUUCACUUUCAAUGGGCUGGUAAAGGCACCAAUGCUGUUCCAGAGAUAAAUGUGUAUGGGCCAUUAGUUUCAGCUAUUUCAGUUACACCCAACUUUGAGCCCGUCAUUGAAGGAAACAAUACGAAAGAAAAGGUAUCUACUGGGGCUAUUUUGGGUAUUGUAGCUGCUGGUUGUGUGCUGAUAGUACUGAUCUCCAUAUUCAUUUGGUUUUGCUUGAGAAGAAAAUACGCUGCAAAUAACGAACUUCAAGGUGUGGAGUUGCAGACUGGAUACUUCACUUUGAGACAGAUCAAAGCCGCAACCGGGAACUUUGAUGCUGCAAACAAAUUAGGAGAAGGUGGUUUUGGGCCUGUUUACAAGGGUGUCUUGCCGGAUGGUUCAGCAAUUGCUGUCAAGCAACUUUCUGCAAAGUCAAGGCAAGGAAAUCGUGAAUUUAUAAAUGAGAUAGGCAUGAUAUCUGCUUUGCAGCAUCCCAAUCUCGUCAGACUUUUUGGUUGUUGCAUUGAAGGAAACCAGUUGUUGUUGAUUUAUGAAUACAUGGAAAACAAUAACCUUGGGAAUGCUCUCUUUGGCCGUGAAAGAGAGCAGCUAAAUUUGGAUUGGAAAACAAGGUGUAAAAUUUGCCUUGACAUUGCUCGAGGAUUGGCAUAUCUCCAUGAGGAAUCAAGGUUGAAGAUUGUUCAUAGAGACAUUAAGGCAGCUAAUGUGCUGCUUGAUAAGGAUCUCAAUGCGAAGAUAUCUGAUUUUGGUUUGGCUAGACUCUGUGAAGAAGAUGGAGACAAAACCCAUAUAAGCACUCGGAUUGCAGGAACUGUAGGAUACAUGGCCCCUGAAUAUGCCAUGAGAGGUUACUUGACCGACAAAGCUGAUGUCUACAGCUUUGGCGUAGUCAUGCUGGAGAUCAUCUGUGGACUAAGCAACACGCACACAUACAGGACAAAGGAGGAUUUUAUAUAUCUUCUUGACUGGGCCUUAAUUCUACAAGGGCAAGGUGAGCUGCUUGACCUUGUUGACAAAAACCUAGGUGAGAACUACCCAAAGGAAGAGGCAUUGCAGAUGUUGAAUUUGGCUCUCACAUGCACCAAUUCUUCGCCAUCUCUCAGACCGACAAUGUCCACCGUGGUAAGCAUCCUCGAUGGCAAGAGCACUUUACCGAUCUCAUCCAUGAAUCCCUCGGCCUCGAGCAGCGGUGCUCCUAGGUUCCAGCUCUUUGAGAAAUGCUUUGAUGAUAGCCAGUCAGCCGAUGCAUCAAUCGAUGCACCAUGGUUAGAUUCCUCGGUGUCUCAGCAAAGUAGUCAAGAUGAAAACACCAGGCCGACAAGCAAACUUCUGUCUGAUUCCUCAAACAGCUCCUUUGAUGUUGAGACACAGAGAAGAUACCCAAAGAGAAAUUCAACAGCAACCUUCUAAAGCAACUGCAGUGUAAAACCAAGUAUGUUAUAGUACAGUCUUGAUUCCAAAAAAUAACAUGUUAGAAUUUGACUUUACCUAAUUUCCAUUUGUAAUUAGAUUCCAUAUUCCUUUAUUUAUCACAAAGUUUAUCUGUCAACAACCCUUCUACUUGUUUGUAUUCUCUGAUUUUUAUGUCAUCCAAUUAGGCAUGGUGUUCCGUCCAACAUGACUCUUUGAAAGAAACGUAUAACAAACUACCAUUUGGUUCCA
Messenger RNA from Dioscorea cayenensis subsp. rotundata (Guinea yam), 3397 nucleotides. RefSeq names its product probable LRR receptor-like serine/threonine-protein kinase At1g53430. Lineage: Eukaryota; Viridiplantae; Streptophyta; Magnoliopsida; Dioscoreales; Dioscoreaceae. The record is from RefSeq and is a predicted model, not a curated record. The coding region runs from base 38 to 3145 and encodes 1035 amino acids. The transcript has 23 exons. Gene Ontology annotation, biological process: protein phosphorylation. Gene Ontology annotation, molecular function: protein binding; ATP binding; protein kinase activity.